AUGGCGUCUAGGUGGACCUACUUCGGGAUCGCCGUGUUGCUGUUACUCGUGACAUUGACGGUGAACGGCAAUGGAGAUGACACCGAAAGAGUGGCGAAGACGUUGGAACGUUCGCACCUCAAGCAUCUCCAGCAAAAGCGACUGAAGGACGCAUCUGUUCAUCGCAAUAGAAAAGACAAGCUUGAGAAACAGUUCGAAGAAAAACGCAACCAGGAAGGAUGGCCAACCCGUCUUGGGAGGAAGGCGUCUUUUCAAGAGAACGAUGACUAUCUCGUGAGGGAUUUGCAUACCAGGACUGAGAACGACUGUCAUCAGAGCUAUGACUGGGCGGGACGUUUGAGAUGGGUUUGCAGUGACAAGGAGCUCCAGGAGGAAAUGAAUUCGUUCUGGGAUCGGUUUUCCGGACGUCGGUAA
Messenger RNA from Branchiostoma belcheri (Belcher's lancelet), 414 nucleotides. RefSeq lists its product as uncharacterized. The coding region runs from base 1 to 414 and encodes 137 amino acids. The record is from RefSeq and is a predicted model, not a curated record. NCBI's taxonomy places the organism in Eukaryota, Metazoa, Chordata, Leptocardii, Amphioxiformes, Branchiostomatidae. The transcript has 4 exons.